Molecule: messenger RNA, 1893 nt
Organism: Fundulus heteroclitus (mummichog)
Lineage: Eukaryota; Metazoa; Chordata; Actinopteri; Cyprinodontiformes; Fundulidae
Gene: ergic1
Product: endoplasmic reticulum-golgi intermediate compartment 1
Exons: 10
Coding region: 138-1010 (290 amino acids)
Biological process (GO): retrograde vesicle-mediated transport, Golgi to endoplasmic reticulum; endoplasmic reticulum to Golgi vesicle-mediated transport
Cellular component (GO): COPII-coated ER to Golgi transport vesicle; endoplasmic reticulum; Golgi membrane
Source: RefSeq, a predicted model, not a curated record
CAAUCAGCUUUUGCAAAGCGUCCUAAGCUGACGUUCCACCGGUUCGGAUGAACAACCGGUAGCACUGGAGAAAGACUGAAAAACCCGCCCGUUGUUUCUCUGUGUCCGCUAAUUUUCCCGUCAAACGCCCAAACAUCAUGCCUUUCGAUGUUAGGAGAUUCGAUAUCUACAGGAAAGUGCCAAAAGAUCUCACCCAGCCAACCUACACGGGAGCUUUCAUAUCCAUCCUCUGCUGCGUCUUCAUACUCUUCCUCUUCCUGUCCGAGCUGACGGGAUUCAUAGCCACCGAAAUUGUAAAUGAAUUGUAUGUGGAUGACCCUGAUAAAGACAGUGGUGGGAAGAUAGAUGUGAGUUUAAACAUCAGUUUGCCAAACUUACACUGUGAUUUGGUGGGUUUGGACAUCCAGGAUGAAAUGGGGCGCCAUGAGGUCGGUCACAUAGACAACUCCAUGAAGAUUCCUCUGAACCAGGGAGAGGGCUGCCGCUUCGAGGGGGAGUUCACCGUUAACAAAGUACCAGGGAACUUCCAUGUGUCAACACACAGCGCUACGGCGCAGCCCCAAAACCCCGACAUGACUCACACCAUCCACAAGCUGGCCUUUGGAGAAAAGCUGCAGGUACAAAAAGUCCAGGGGGCCUUUAACGCUUUAGGAGGGGCAAACCGCCUGUCGUCUAACCCGCUGGCCUCACACGACUACAUACUGAAGAUUGUACCGACCGUGUAUGAAGACCUGUCGGGCAGGCAGAGGUUUUCCUACCAGUAUACAGUAGCGAACAAGGAGUAUGUGGCUUACAGCCACACAGGCAGAAUAAUCCCUGCGAUCUGGUUCAGAUACGACCUCAGUCCAAUCACAGUCAAGUACACCGAGAGGAGGCAGCCUUUUUACCGCUUCAUCACGACGAUUUGUGCCAUCGUCGGAGGGACGUUCACCGUGGCAGGGAUCAUCGACUCGUGUAUAUUCACCGCCUCUGAGGCCUGGAAGAAGAUCCAGAUCGGGAAAAUGUCAUGAGGACUGCCUCUCCCCCCUCCCCAACCAAGUUCUUCUUUUAUUUAUAAGCUCAGAGUUGCUAGCCUGCUAGCUAAAUCCGCUUCUGUUUGAAAACAAGCCAGCGACCAAUGAGGAGGAGUCCCCAAGCAUGCGAUAUAACUAGCAGGCUACCCGGCUGCGUCUCCGUUACUGAAGGUCCUCUCCUGCUCCGUCUCCUCUGCCGCUGACGCGUGCGUCCUGACUAUCACAUGUCUUCUCACGCCGUCCCCGGUGUCAGGACAGGAGAGGAAAUCUCUUGUUACGACUGAUCUGGAGGAAAGAUGUGCCAGAAACCUACCAGUGUGCGCUUCUGUUGUGUUUGUGUUUUUUAUUUUAUAUAUAUGACGUUUAAAAUGGCUAAGAUUGGCUCUGACGUGAAAAGUUUUAAACUUUGGUGCUAAAACGCGGUCCACCAUAAAUGAAAUCACUCAGAAAUGUAAAAGUAUCUUCCGUCUGUGCCUUAGGGGUCACCUUUCCCUGCGUGAAUGAUCGCCGUCAGCUAAUUGUUUCACUCUGAUUGAUGGUUUCGGUGUCGGUGCCGACUUGCUCUGCGGAUCUUUCAACAGGACCUUUUUUUUUUUCGUUUUAAACCAAUCAUGUCAUCAGCUGCCACAUUAUAUAACACUAGAUUGGACUGUCUGGGUGACUUAAAUGAUUGGAAGUUAUGCAAGCACAGCAUAAUUGUUUAAAUGGCUGGUUUUAUUAUUCCCUUUCAUCGUACUGUUGUCUGUGAUUCAGCACCAUGAUAGCUCAGUCAGAUCCUGCUCUUCUGCUUUCAGAGCCAUUUUUUUUUUUCCCUUUCAUUUCUAACGACUUCUGUAAUGGCAUCUGUUUCCAAGUAAAGGGACCAUAUAGUUUAAUUCUC